Paramecium sonneborni is the source of this 630-nucleotide messenger RNA. Lineage: Eukaryota; Ciliophora; Oligohymenophorea; Peniculida; Parameciidae. The record is from the annotation of a GenBank genome assembly.
AUGACUAGUCAUGAAUAUUUGAAGUGUUAAGGUUAAAAAUUACAAAUAAAAUAUAUUUAUUUUUUGAUGUUAUUAUUAACUUUAUAAUUUCUUAUCUACUUCUGCUAUUGUUUUAAUGAAGAAGAAUAAGUAAAAUUUAGAAAUCAAUAAAUAAGAGCAUCUUAACAAAUCCAAUACAGGAGUAUCAUUUAAUAGAAUGUGAGAUAGAUGAUUAAUGUAAUCAAUGCAAUUAAAUUUAAAUGAAUGAAAUAAAAUAAUGUUAAGUGAGUCGACAAAUACAAAAGAUGAUUUGUUAUUAUUAAUUGGGAGAUGAUGAAUAAAUUAAAUAUCCUUAAGUAGAUUAUAAGGCAUGCCAUAAAAUAGGCAUAUUCUAAAGGGAAUUUUUACUUGUUAUAAUAAUUUUUGGAAUAACACUAUUUUCUUGGAAUAUUGUCAGUAAGGAGAAAGAUGAGAGUGAGAAAUAGUUACUCUAUAAGAUUUUGAAAUGAUUGUGAUUAAAAUAUAUCGUAGAGUAAUUAAUAUAUUCUUAAGAAAAUUCAACCUUAUAAAAAAAUAAGAAGAAAUUAAGAGAAUUGCUUAAUUUAAUUGAUAUGAUGUUUUGAACUUUUUAUAAAAAAAAUUAGAUAUGAG